UUAUGACACUGUUUCCCUUUUGCCGGGCACGCUCCGAAUGUAUGUGAAGUUGCACAGUUCAUGCACGAGCGUCCUUGUCUCGGUGGUCCUUGUCCCGGUCUUGAAGAUGAAGUCACUGGUCGGCGUUGUUGCUGACGGCGCUGUGUAAUCGGCUUUUGUUCGAACGGUUUUGAUCGACAGACGUCCACGUCCUUAUUCAUUGAGCGUAGCUGUUCCUGCGAAUACUCGAGGUUUGGGGCAGUUACGACACUUGCUCUUCUUCUGUUUUCGCCUUCGCGUGACGCUCAAACUUUUCGAAUGCUUCUGGCAGAUUUGUCGAGUCCCAUUCCAUGCGUGGUGCUUGAAUUCUACUAAAUUCCAUAUUUACUAAGGCUGAUUGCUGCUCCUAGAGGUGUUUGUUAUCGAGGUCAGAUGUCACGCCGGACUUUCAAGAAAUUCAGAAAAAAAUGUUUCCUAUCGCCACUACUCCAUAAAAACGAAACCGAUUGAGUGUCCAUAAAGCCAUAUAAAAUGUUUAUUUUGGUGAUAAAUGCUUAUUUAAUUAUCAUUGCUCAAGGGGAGAAAGCACAUUUAAGCAACUACGCGAAUGCUAAAGUGAGCUGUCAAAAUCGCGGAGGUCUUAUUACACAGGAAUUGCUUAAAUUCAAUGAACUAAUCAACAUCACAUGUGAACUUGGUGAAUACAACAACCUGUUAACGGACGGGGAAUCUGUAUGGGUACAAGGGCAGGCUCAAACUGGACCGUAUAUAGCCCUUUACACUUGCAUGAGGUUUAGCAACCAGAAUAAACACAUGUUUGUAAGGAUCAGGACAUUACAUUCUAACAUCCUUUUCGAAUGCAGCGUGUUCUGUGACCAUAUUUUACAUUCGACGGGAUAUCUAGGGAUUUACAAAGAUUCGUGUUUGUGCAUGUCUGACUCAUUCCGGUUUCCACACACACCGGAAUGUCUAGAACAUGAUUUUUUGGACAUUCACAAAAGGAUAAUUGUUUUCAGGCUGAUGGGAAAACUGCUCUUUAAGGCACAAUCAAAAUCAGCAAAUUUCAACUGCCUUGGGGCUUCAUUUCAGGAAAGUGGCAAAACCUCGUACUUUAACACUAAAUGUUCAUCUACUUUAUAUAGCAUAUGCACACAACGUGUUGAUAGUGAUCUUAGUAGCGAAUGUAAACCUAGGGUAGAUGAAUUAUGCUUCAACGAGGAAAAAAAUACAUUCUUUGAGCAUUACCGAAACUGUUGGCAAUACAAUGGAACCCUUAUACCGUUUAAUUCAGGCAUAACAGAAUCUUUGAAUUAUUCCGUAAUGCUUGGCAGUUUUCGAGCUUUCAAGGCUAUUGAGAAUGAUGGUGAAAACAAUGGCAAUGUUACCUGGUCAUGUUUAUCAAUCACACGAUUCAGUGGAACCAUUUAUAUGGAGACAGAAAACUGUUCAAAUGAAAAUACAUUUAUUUGUAUGGAUGAUAUAAGAAAUGCAUCUAACCAAGCAGAAUCUGAAACGACAGGUGGUACAACCAAACACGUUGUGCCCAUUUCUACUACUAUUACUACUACUACUACUACUACUACCACUAAUAUUAUUAUUAUUAUUAUUUGUUUAGUGAGCCUUAUACUGGUAACUGUUGUUGCUUUAAUAGUACGUUGUAAAUGCACACGGUUGCGUAAAUACACAGGUCCUAAGACUGAGACCAUACAAGAGGAAACUCAACUCAAUGCUUUUAAUUCUGAAAUGCAAAAUGACUUAACUACAAAAGCAGAAUGUAACCAAUCACAGUGUGUCCCAGAAGCACAACAGUCUGGAAAAAAACCUGAUGCGACAGAGUUAAUGAUGAUUACGGUAUUCUACUAGAUUUUAACAAGGUUUAAAGAGGCCAAAGCGUUCCUUUUUUGGAAAAAGAUAUUUUAUAUGCAUUUCCAUUAUCUUAGUGCUAAAGAAUUACGCACAUAAGGAAAAAUAUGUGAGUUUUGAAUCCUGAUGCCCCUUUAUUAAUUUUAUGGCAUGGGAAAACGAGGAAUGAGUAAAGAAAGACAUGUAAACAAAUUAACAUCUUACAAACUUUUUUUGCUAUGAAAUAUUGCAAAAUAGGUCAGUUCACGCCCGAUUUCAGUUGAAAUCAUACUGCAGCUUGAUCUGUAAUUCUUGUGUCAUUUAUUGUAAAUAUUAGUUGUCAGCAAGCAAUGCCCUUUUAAAUGAUAUCAAAUUAAUAGAGAGUCAUCAGGCAUAAAUAUUUUAACAUUUUUACCAAUGGCUUAAUGAAAUGACAAGCUUACAUGUCUGUACAAAGAAUACCUGAAUGCUGCACUCUCUCAGAUUGAACGUUUUGACAACUUUGUUUUAAUUUUUCGUUUUGGAACAAGCCAUUAUUUGCAAAAAUGCAUGGAAACCAGUGAUAUAAGACUGCGUACAAAAGAUCAGAUCGCAUGUUUUCAUAUUUAUGUUCAAAUAUUGUUGUUUAAUGCAUUGUACUUAAAUCGUUAGUAAUGCUAUAAAACAUUUAGUUUUCGAACGGAAAUAUGAAAAUCUGCGAUCUGAUCUUUUGUCAGCAGUCGUGUAUUACUGGUUGUUAAUAUUUACGUAAACAUUGGAUCAUUCCAAAAAAAAUAAGUUGUCAAAUCUGUGAUAGUGCAGCUUUAAUUAGAUUUAGACAUUUGUGAAAAGGAAAGGCAUAUGACAGCAUAUUUACUGAUAAUUAAAUAAGAAUAAUUGAUUGUCAUUAUGUUUGGAUGUAAUUGCAAAAUAAUGGUUCCUUUCUGUUUUGAGCUGACCUAAUCAAUAAGUGUUCCGUUAUUAAUAAUGAGCAAUUGUGAUAGGGUGAUUGUCCGUUGUCCGUCACUCAUCAACAUUUUCCUUCAAACAACUUCUCCUCCAAAACCACUGGGACAAUUGCAACUAAACUUCGUAGGAAUGUUCCUUGGGUGGUCCUCUUCCAGAUCCCUUCAAUAAAAGUGGUGCCAUGCAGAACUCUGGUAGUCAGGGCAACCAAAGGAAAUCACAUCUUUUUGGCUGAAACCGCUGGCCAAAUUGAACCAUAAUUUAACAGAAAUGUUCCUAAGGUGACCCUGUUUCAAAUUCUUUCACCCAAAAGUGAUUCGUAAAAAAAACAUGGUUACAAACGGGCGGGCUUCUUUUCACUAUUUAUCUGUCUAUAUGGAAAAAUGAAAAUUUUCUCCUAAGAAUCCGCUGGACCGAUUUAAAAAUGAUUUCACAAAAAAUAAUCCUUUGGUGACCCUCUGUCAAACCCCAUAACCCCAUUUUGAGUCAGUAAAAACAUGUUGCCAGUGGGUGGACGGGUGGUGCUGCUUUUCACAAUAAGUCUAUAUUAAAAACUUUGCAAAUCUACACCUCUGAAUUCACUGGCCCGAUUUUAAAAUAAUUUCAUAGAAAUGUUCCUAAGGUGACCCUCAAUCAAUUUUAAUUUCAACUUCAUGCUGAUUCGUAAAUAAAUGAUGGCCGCCAGGGACGUGGCUACUUUUCAUUAUUUGUGACCUUUUUAUCAAAAUAACUAAAAAUAAAAAAAAAUAGUGAAAUAAAAAAGCUAUUUCACUGUUUCAUACGCAUUCAAUUUGGCAUGCUUUCCUGAAAAAAACAACGAUUAAAUAUCAUUUUAUAUCAUUUUCAGGUAAAUAAAAAGAAAUCCCCUUAUCCUCAAAUAUCCCCUAUUUUUUCUAUAAUAUAAUUAAUUUAUUGAAGAUAUCAACUUUUUGCUAUUUUGUGACAAGUUAUAUAACUCGAACUUAAAUAUUGUAGAGUUAUAAGUUAUGGCCAUUUGUAACAACUUAAAUACAUGCUUAUUUUUCAUGUUUUUAUGCGCCCGUUUAAAAAACGGGACAUAUUAGCGUCCAGUAUGUUCUAGGGUCAAUAACUUAAGAAUCCUUUGUCCGAUCAGGUGAGCCAUAUAGGGCCAUCUUAGCCCUCUUGUCUUAGCUUUUUUGACAGACCCUUAAAGCUUGAGUAUGAGCUUUCCAUAUUACACUUGAUUUCGGCCAUUUCGUGUUUACGCAUUUUCACGGCAAACGAGCGAAAAUGUGUAUAGUAGUGGCAAAUUUGUGCAAAGAGGCGGGACAAUUAUGCACCAAGUACUGGGUAAAAAUGCGAAAUAGUUAGAUCUAUUAAUGAAGGAUCUGAGGCAAUAUAUAUGGUGUUCAAUACACGAGGUGCUCGUUGGCAUACUGAUUUAUAUUUAGAUUUGAUAUUUACUUGUACUGCUAUUAAUGUUGUGCUCUCGUGGCCGUUAUGCUGUUGUCGGCGUAAAUGCACAGAUACUUCUCAAAAACCAAAUGAGAAUGAGCUUGUAAUUCAUUCUUUGCUAUGAGAAUAAUUGCAGAAGCAGACUACAUGUAUUACACAAGGCAAACGUAUAAACAAUCAUUUACAGCUUUGGUAGUCUUUUACUGCUUUCAAUUUGAUAUUAAGUUAAUAUGUUGUGGUUUUUGUAAUUUUAGAUAAAGGUUGGGACAAGUUUGAGGUAAUGGCCAUAUAAACUACUUUAAACUCCAAUUAACAUGUGUUCAAGGAAAAUUGAGUUCCCAUUAUGUAGAGUAUAGCUAGUGUAUGGUGUUUGUAUCUAUGUAUGUGGUGUUUCUACAUUUUUGCUUAUCGUUCAGUGUCGUUCGUUACCUUGUGCUUCUAAACAGUCUAUUUUGAUUUUUGACUACUGUGGUUUAUGUUAUGUUCAUCGAUGAAAUGUAUAUACUUUUUAGCUCACCUGAGUGAAAGUGUUCAAGGGUGUGUAACGGUCCGCCUAAGGCGGACCGCGGCGGGCCCGGACGUGCGUUCAUAGUAUAACAUUCCGUUAUAGACGGAAGUACGUUCAUAUUAGUAUGUUUACUAGGUUGGUUUUAUUUUCACAAGUUAUUUUUCAUUUUUUAUUGUGUUAAUGAUUAUCAUCAUUAUUUCAUUAUAUUCAUAUUCAAUCUCAUCAUUUCAUCAUUUAUAUUGCUUCAUGUUUUUCUCAUGUUUUUAGGAUUUCAUGUUUCACAUUUGUAGAUUUAUGUUUACAGUAUUUCAUGUCCAAUUAUAUAGUUAGAUAAGUACUGUCUGGGUUUAACCAAUAUUUCAAUACUCUUAAUCUCAAAGCAAAUUGAUUUUACAACCGAAAGGUCUUAUUGACCAUCUGGCCUUGAUAAAAUUACGUUUGUAGAAAUAUUUCAUUACUGGUCCAGAUAAUUAUUGUAUAAAACUGUUUAACAUUGAGUGACAAGUUACCUUACUACCUUUUUUUUUACAACACCGUCUGGCUUUUCGAGUAUAUAUAUUUGGUUUAAAUACAAACCAUCAGACUUGAACUAUCAACUGAUUGGCUCUCUUUGAACCAGGUACCCUCCAAACCAAAGCACAAGUGGUCGUAAACGAAAGACUUGAAUAAUCAGCCAGGAUUCAAAGACGUAUAUAUUAACAAGUAUACAGUCUAUCAUAACGACCAAAUAUAUUCCAAAACGGCUGAAUAUGCAAAUUAACAAAGCACGGGAUCCGAGUGGAUCGAGAAUUUACCCCUUCAGGGUCGAGCAUGCUUUUCUCUGAAGGGAUCUGUUGGGUCUUUGACCUCACAUGUUGCAGGUGAGUUGUUGAGAUAGGUGACUGACCGUUAUACAUCCCUGUUUGUUCGUUGUUAACAUUUUCCUUAAAAUAACUCCUCCUAACUCAAUAGUACAAUUGCAACCAAUGUUCACAGUAAUGUUCAUUGGCUUGUUCUUUUCUAGAUUCCUUAAAGUGAAAUGGUUUCAUGAAAAAGGAAAAAUCUUCUCCUCUCCAUCUUGUCUGGAUUUCAAAAUGAUUUCACCAAAAUGUUCCUUAGAUGGACCUUUAUCACUCUCUUUUAAGCCAUGUUGGUUUGAUGAAAACUCAGCCGACAGCUGGCGGGGCUAGUUUUCACACUCUUACUUUAUAGAAAACACUCUACUUCUUAGAAACCACUGGCCAGAAAACAAGUUUGUUUAUUUGAAACUCUGUCAACAGGAGCAUGGGCUGGUUUAAAUAUAUGACUUAAUUGUACAUGUUUUUGUAACAAGGUGCAUUUUUUGGAAACCUUAGUCAACUAAUUUUGCUUCUAAAGCAAAACCUUUGUCUGAAAUUCUUCUCUUAAACCACAUCCGAUAGCCCAGACCUUUGAAAUAUUGUAUGUAGUGGUAUUUCGCAAAAAAAAUCAAAUUAUGCCCCUGGGCUCAAAGAUGGACCCCCCAGGGGUCUCAGGUUUUCUAUAUACUUAAAGAAAAAGCAUUUUUUUAGACCCUUCUUCUCUGAAACUUAAAAGGGUUCACCUCAUGUACCUUUACCAAGAUUGUUCUGGUGUCAAGGUUUGGCCCGUCUGGGAGUCAACGAUUUUCUAUGUAUACAAUGUAUAGUCAUAUCUUUGAAUAUCUUCAAUAAAACCGCCAGGGUCAUACCUUUGAUAUUUGUUAAGUAGCCUCAUAAAUUGGUUAAUAACCAUCUACAUCCAUAGCACCAAAUUGCAUCCUAAGCAACCAAUGGCUUCUUUAGCAACCAAUUACUUCCUUAUCAACAACUUACUUAGCAAACAAUGAUUUUCAUAGCAACGAAUGACUUUCUUAGCAACCACUUUUUUCCCUAGCAAACAGCGACCUCCUUAGCAACCAAUUAUUUUCUUUGCAACCAAUGACAUUCUUAUCAACCACUUACUUACUAAGCGACCGAUGAUUUCCUUAGCAACCAAUGAUUUCCAAAGCAAGGAUUUACCUCCUUAGCGACCAAUUAUUUGCUUAGCAACCACUUACUUCCUUAACAACCAAUGACCUUUUUAGCAGCCACUGACUUACUUAGCGACCACUAACGUCUUUAGCCACCACUUACUUCCUUACUUCCUUCAUCUAUAGCAACCAAUGAAUUCAUUGGCAAACAUUGAUUUCCAUAACAUCAGUCUGCAUGGACCAUUGCCAUCACAUAAGGAUCCAUUGUUCAUUGGAGCAACCAGCUGACAAUGUCCUUAAUUCCCUAGAAAUGUUUGCUUCUCUUUACAUGGGCCAACCUCCCUCUGGAACCACUUACUACCUAGGCAAGCAUCAACAUCCUUAAUAACCACUGACUUAUUGUUCAUUUUAAUCAGCUAGGUGAGCGGUAUUGGGCUAAUUCGGCCCUCUUGUUUUAGGUUAUCGUGUGUGUUCAUAUUGUGUUCAUUUGACUCUGCAGUUGUUUGCUGUAAUAAAACUGUGUUAAUACCUAUUUUAAAUUAUAUGCAUUUCUUAUUUAGUAUCGUGGCUAUCAUGAUCUUUAACUCUGUAGCGAUGUAAAUAUCAAUGCUCAUAAAAAAACACACCUGUAUUUGUUGAUUUCGUUGUCAUAUCGUAUUUUAUUACACGAUUAUAAACAAAUGUUCUGUUUCUUCUUUGCUUAUUUUUGGAGAUUUGUAAUGCCAAUAUAUUUCCGAAACUAAGCGUUUUAAAAAAGAACGUAGUAAAUUGUUGAAAGAACUUGAAUUAAGUAAUGAAUUUAAUUAAGGAAUGAAUUGCGUGGCUGAUAUCAUUAUCGGGGUAUGAACGCAGUUGUGCUUGUUUAAGCGCGUGGAGGACUCCACGCGUACUAGCCAAAUGCGUUCAUAUCCCCGAUAAUGACACCAAUCAUGCAAUUCAUUACCUAUAGUUCACCAAUAAUUAAUUCUUUGUUUGCCAGAUGGUUAAAAAAUACUUUAUUUCAUUUAAGAAACCCUUUCAGUAAUUCUCACCAAUUCUGUAAAUAGAACGACCCGACAGUAACCGGAAUCAGUGUGUCAUGUGACGGCUUAACAAUGCGGGAAAAAUAAGCAACUUCAUUGUUGAUUUUUAACGUAAGAUUGGAGUGCUAAUGACACCAAUGUUAUAACAAAUCAUAUAUUAACUCUUUUCAACGUGUUGAUUAAGGUUUUCGUGGCCUGCUGACACAAUUAAAACAAUAACAAGGCAAAAAAAUCCACGUACGUGUAUGUUUAUAAGCGAUCCGAGCAUAACCAAAGAUGUUGCGUUCAUCGGAUGAUUAUCGUAAUUGGCAAAAGGCAGUUCAUUUAAGGAAUUUCGGAAGUUGACGUGUAAAUAUUAUAAAUUACAAUAUAGCUCCAAUGGUACUUAUACUAUCCAUGCUUUAAUUUAUAAUUGCAAUAUAGUGAAAGGUGGUAUUAAAUUAAUUAUAACACAGACCAUAUUAAUAAUAUUAAUUCCAAUAUCGACCAUGUUAAUAAUCUUAGCUACAAUAAAGUGAUCAUGUUAAUAAAGUAACGUGUUCGAAUGAGUUUUGCCUUGUAUUUGCAUUCUGAACUCCUCGGCCAUUUUCUAACAACCUCGGUACGUUUGCAAUUGAUUGCCAGUGAAGUGUAUUAUUGCAAACAUAAAUAGAUUCCCAAAAGUUUAGUCAUUAAGUUAAACUGCUAAAUUGAAAUGAAUACGCGAUCGACAGGCAGCGUUUUUAAAUUGUAAAGAUUGUCGACAUUGUAAACCGUCCAUAUACAUCUGAGGUUGUUUUCGAUAGAAAACGGCCGAGGAGAUCCGAAUGCAAAUACAAGGCAAAAAAAUCAUUAUAGCAUGGUUGUAUUUGGAGAAUAAACAUAAAAUCAUACCGUAAAGUCUCAGCGAU
This is a messenger RNA of Mya arenaria, 8550 nucleotides long. RefSeq lists its product as uncharacterized. Lineage: Eukaryota; Metazoa; Mollusca; Bivalvia; Myida; Myidae. Bases 511 to 1842 code for a protein of 443 amino acids. The transcript has 2 exons. The record is from RefSeq and is a predicted model, not a curated record.